Messenger RNA from Somion occarium, 2995 nucleotides. The record is from the annotation of a GenBank genome assembly. Lineage: Eukaryota; Fungi; Basidiomycota; Agaricomycetes; Polyporales; Cerrenaceae.
GGAGCAUACAUGUGGACGGUACCCAUCAGCCAGCGACUGGCACUGGCAGGCAAAGAUGGCGGCCAUAGCGAUGGGCAAGGCGUCCAGAUGCGCAGAGAUGCGCUGCUAUUCCCCAAUCCACACGCCCCCCUCUUGUUCAAGAGGAAACGCCCAGGACGGAAUUGCAACAAGGAGCUGAUGUGGCAGUGAUAUCCUCAACCAACAGUCUUCCCAUGCAUCUUCGGGCGAAUAGGAUAAAUACGAGGGCUGCGCGUGUCCACUCACCAAUUUGAUCAGUUUGCCGUCCGUCUUUGCUUCCAGAGAUAUUCUACAGGUACAGGCGCACAUAUCCUCUUCUGGCUACCCUGCCUCCUGCCAGCUCUAUCUGCGCUCCUUUUCCUCCACGCUAGCCCUUUCCAAGCUCCCACUCCCCGGCUUCAGUUCCAUGAUCGACGUACAGCCGACCAACGCUGACGCGCAACCGCUCAAUAGCUAUAACGUUGCCCAGCUCCAGUUUGCUCUAUCGACAGCCACUGACAGUCCUCCUUCCCUCUAAACAGCGAAGACUCCAAGAACGCCCAGAUCGACCCGCUCGCGUUUGACGUUCGUCUCCUCGACCACCUCUCUGGCGAGGCUUCUCCCGCGGUAGUCUCUGUGCAUACCCCAGACGCCGAGAUCGACUACUACUCACGGCGCAUGUCAAGCUCGGCCGCGUCUGACAGCAGCUUUCAGUCACGUCCAGAUAAGCGUGGUCCGUCCCCGUCAGAUUCCCCCAACCCGAAAAAGCUCCGCCCUUCCCUCGAUCCCAGUGCUUGGUCCAACACCAACACGCCCUCGCCUCAGCCACUCGAAGACCAUUCUGCUUUGAGUAGUCCUCGUGUCCAACUCCCUUCUAUUGCUUCCACCUUCCAGGACCGCCACGAAACGCGUCGCGCGUCGCUCCCGACUCUUUAUCCCGAGUCGAACCGUCUUCGUCUCCCUCAGCCAAAUCACCGUCCCUCGCAGUCGGCGUCUGGUCUUUCUGCAUAUCAAUUCCCACCUCCCGAGGAGGACAAACUAUCUUCGCGCCCACGCCUCGAGAUCAGCAGCGGUCUAUAUAGUGACUACACACUCUCGAGUUCCCCCUCGUUUUCGUUCCCCUCGCAGUCUCCCCUCUCCUCCGCAGACUACAAAACACCGUCGUCGGGUCUGAGUGUGGCCGACGAUCAUUGGGCGUCUGCAGGCAUCGUCCGACCCAACUCGACUCCGGGUCAUUUAGCCGGAGCGCUUUCGCCGUCGAUAAAAUACGAGGACAGUCUCCGGCAUUCGUCACUGAGUGGUCCAGGCUCGCAACAACAAUUGUUUGGAGGGGUCACACGUAUUUCGGGACAACAUCACCAUUCCGAUCGCGUUAAUUCCGCUCGCAACGGCCUUGGGAGCAUGCCUGGUAUUAAAACGGAGUCAGACUGGAAUUUCCCCAACGCGGACUAUCCCAUGAGUGCCUCCUCGACCACAUCUUCUGGUCUCGCGUCGGCGACGUCUACGGCCCCGGCCAUGUCAGUGGGCUCUUCUCCAACGCGCUCUCCGCAGGCGCCGGCCCCAUCCUUGGUUGAGCGGCAGCCCCGGAAGCGUGGGAAGCUGCCAAAGCCGGUGACAGACUUCUUGAAGGACUGGCUGCACAGACAUUCAGACCAUCCAUAUCCGUCCGAGGAGGAGAAGAAGCAGCUCUGCCACGCCACUGGCUUGAGCAUGUCUCAGGUCUCAAACUGGAUGAUCAAUGCUCGCAGACGUAUUCUCGCUCCUGCUCACCGUGCAGCUCAGGGCCCCACUACCACCACGCCCUUCUCUUCGCGUUCCGGGCCUCUCAUCGACACCGGUCGCAGGGCUUCCAUGCCUACUGAUACCCUUCAGUUGUAUUACCCCAUGACCCUUCAGCCCUUUGAGCAUGGCAUGUCUUCCACUCGUCAAAUGGUAGGCAUGACUCGCAGUCUCAGCAGCCAUUCUAGCGUCGGUAGCCUCUCUGCCACCGCCAGCCACCAUCAUCCGUAUGAUUCUUCCUAUGCAAGCAACCGUUUAUCCUACCCAAGCGGAGUCUCCACUUUACAUCCUCAUGCCCAGUCCCACAGCUCAAGUGGAUCCCAUAGCAAUGGAGGAUCUGCUGGAUAUCUGAGCGUCCCGAUGAGUGCGCCUGCCAUUUCGAACCCCAACCCGUUCUUGGGCUCACAGCCGCAUCAACAGCAAUCCCUGUAUUCCAAUUCGACCCCUUCGAACAACAACCAUCACAACAGCAGCGGCAACAGUCCUUAUAUGCAUAGCUCUAGUCACGGUCAUCAUUCGCCUUCCGGGUCCAGCGGCGGUGGAAGAGUCUUGACUCCGCACGAGGAGAGAGAGUAUCAUGGAUCGUCGAGGUAUUCUUUCCCUGAGCAUUCGUCAUCUCCUCAGCCUGGAUCGGGAUUCGGGACCCCUCAGUAGAAUGGACUCCCGCACGUCUCUUGCAUUCUCAUCGCCAUCGUCUACUUGCUGGCUCAAGUUGUUCUCUUCCUGUAUUUGCUUGUCCUGAAAAGGGGAUUCAUCGUUCAAACGUCGGAAAAGUGUUAAAAUUUUUUGGUUUCCGGCUCUUCGUUGCUACUGUCUUGCCUCUUUUCUAUUGGACUUGUGUGGACAACGUCGUAACAUACGAAGCCAUCCCUAGUACCUCGCUACCGUGAGGCUAACGUCAUCCCUUCUUGCUCUUGGCAUCAUCUUUGCUAUCCCGUGCCCUUGUUAUUCACCCUUUCUCUUGUCUCCAGUCAUCUUGUACUACUUGCUCGGUCGCGAAGGACUUCCACUCUAUCUGUAUUACGUACCUUACUGUAUGAUAAGUAAUCCGUUUCCUCUCUCUCGUCCACGCCACUAGACCUCUCUCCUUCUCUUUCUUGUCGUCGCUCUGCUCUGUGAUUAUUAGUAAUUCCAAUAUACAGGCUUUGUAGCAUGUUCCUUUCCUUUUGCAACCUCUCCGGGGCGGAUCGCGUUCAGCUCCGGGAUUCCUUGUUCUAUC